This is a messenger RNA of Puccinia triticina, 1287 nucleotides long. RefSeq lists its product as uncharacterized. The transcript is spliced from 8 exons. Lineage: Eukaryota; Fungi; Basidiomycota; Pucciniomycetes; Pucciniales; Pucciniaceae. The coding region runs from base 1 to 1287 and encodes 428 amino acids. The record is from RefSeq and is a predicted model, not a curated record.
AUGCCGAUAGGAAAUACGACACAUGCAACUAGGGUUGACCUCCUCACAAGCGCCACGCCAGCAGAUCCUUUCUCCCCGAUAUCGGCCGCUAUAGCUUAUCAGUUUACUCGGCCUUUAUCUAAGACGACAAUAGCCCUCUUGGCCACUUUCCUCGUCUUCCAUGCUUUAAUUGCGCUGUUCAGUCUGGUCAUCUUGCUCUUGCCCUACGUUGGUCAGAAGAAGCGGUCUCAUUGGAUCUUCAGGACGGCUUUCAUCCCUAACCGGCCGGGAGAACCAGUCUGCAAGACUCCUCUUUACCUGAUCAAUACCGGUUUCUUCAUGUGUAUCGUGCAACUGUUGGGUUCUCUCAGCACUAUCUCGUUCAUAUGCCUUCAAAUCAAUCCAAGUCGUUCGUUGGAUUAUGCCUUACACGCUCAGCCCCUGAUUGCCUUAGGUCUGAUGUACCUCUUUGAACAUCUCGCGUAUUGGAUAAUGGCACACUGCUUUUUGGCACUCUCCUACAGCGCCUGUGAAACUUCUGGGUGGACCUCCAAAGGGCUGAUCAACUGGGCUCCACCGCCAGUCUUGGUGAACGUGAUAUUUUCUUGCCUUCCAAUUUGCUUUAUUGUUGCGAUCGCUGCUGCAAUUGCACGCGGAGCUGUAGGUUAUGGUAUCAUUCUAGAACAGACAAGAAAGACACUCGACUUUCUCAGCCAAGGCACAUCAGUUUGGAAUCAGCUACAAGAUUCAUCUCGCUCUGCGGACCAAAAAGCCCUGCUUAUGUCCCACCUCGCGCGAAUCCAGGGGGAGCUAAAAAGUUCAACCGAAGAAUCUGUGACCAAUCUGAAUAGUACGAUGCGUUAUCACCACAAGACUCAAAUUUUGUACUUGGUUUGCAUCUGCGUGACUUGUCUGGUUUUCAUAUUGUCCUUUUGGAAAUUGACUCAAAAGUUGGUACUACAGGGCCAGAAUUCAGUCUUCCAUCCAAACGGUUCUGCCCAACUAGACAGUUUGCACGAAUACCCCACCUCCCAAAAAGAAGCGAAAGCGCCAUUUGGUACCACUGGUCGAAUCUACUUGGGUGCUUUGCGCACGGAUCGCCAACUUUUUGGUUUCACAGUCAGGGCCUAUGCUACAAUUUUUUCAAUGAUCACCAUGAUGGUCUUCCAUCUAAUGAACAUCUUCAGAACGGCUGACGCGAUCAUCAACCCUACUUGGCACGGAGUGGUCACGUGGAUGCCCACUAUCAGCGGGUCCUGGUCUGCUAUUCCAGUUGCAUGGCAAUGCUGGAGAUUAUACUGCGAGUAG